AUUCAUGUAGUGUAACUGCAAUUGGGAAAAGGCCUUGUCUGUUAAGUGUUCUGCGUCUUCGGGGAAGGUCCAGCAAGCUUCAGCUAUGGCCAGGGUACGUCCGAGCCUUCUGAGAAGGCCCGCCCCUUCUCACUUGCCCCCCCAGGCUCGUCGCCGAAAAUGGGGGGGUGAAGAAAGGUGCACCUGUCGGGCACCUUACGGACCCUGAAGAGGCCCUCCGAGGCCCACAGGGGUCACAAAAGGUGCACGCCUCCUCGCCUUCACAUUUAUCGCCCCCCACGAAGCAAAUUUCGAGGAUCGCUGGCAGAUCCCUGGGCAGUACGAGGUGAAGCAGCUCAUCUCGAAGAGCAAAAAACUGCGUCAGUAUGAUUUCUCGGAGGUCCGCGCGGAUUCCUUUGAUCGGCGUUGGGCCCUCUUGGCGGCGCCUCUGGCUCCGCCCCUGGCGCGCUCUUCGCGCCAGGGAGUGGGGACCAGCGCCGAUCCGAGAAGUCCACGCGGAACUCCGAGAGUCAUGCUUUUUUUUGCAGUGGUUUGUUCCUCAGUCGUCGGCUCCGGCUCCUACGGCAGCGUCUGCGAGGCCAAGGACAAGCGCAACAAUCGGCAGGUGGCCAUCAAGAGGAUAGGGCACCUCUUCGACGACUUGAUCGACUGCAAGCGCAUCCUGCGCGAGAUCGCGAUCAUGCGGCAGCUCUGCCACGAAAAUGUGGUGCAGAUUUACGACAUCGUGGAGCCCAGGAACAUGAAAACGUUCGACGAGCUCUACAUGGUGAUGGAGAUCUGCGACUCCGACCUGAAGAAGCUCUGCCGCACAGACGUGCAGCUCGAGCCGAGCCACGUCCACACGCUGCUGUACAAUUUGCUUGUUGGCAUCAAGUACCUCCACUCCGCGGGGAUCUAUCACCGGGACCUGAAGCCAGCGAACUGCCUCGUGAACCAGGACUGCUCCGUGAAGAUCUGCGACUUCGGGCUCUCGCGCGCCAUUGGGGAGGCUGCGCGGGGGACGGAGGAGCUGCCCAACACCCCGCGGGGCGACAACCAGGACGAGGCCCAGAAGAGGCCCGCAGUGCCCCACACCCAGCGGCUGAAGAGGAACCUCACCGGGCACGUGGUCUCGCGGUGGUACCGAGCCCCGGAGCUCAUCCUGCUCCAGGAGAACUACACGGAGGCCAUCGACGUGUGGUCCGUCGGCUGCAUCUACGCGGAGCUGCUGGGCAUGCUGGAGGGCACCGCGCCCCAGGAGCGGGGCCCGCUGUUCCCGGGCACCUCGUGCUUCCCCCUGUCCCCGAGCCGCAGGCACGAGACGGACUACAAGUACCACACCCGCGGGAAGCACGACCAGCUGAACAUGAUCUUCAACCUGCUCGGCACCCCCUCCGACGAGGAGAUGGACCUGCUGGGGCACGGGCGCGAGGACGCCAAGCGGUACCUCAAGUGCUUCGCGAAGCGGGCGGGGGCUGGUCUCCAGUCGAAGUUUCCGCACAUCCACCCGGAUGCCAUAGCGCUGCUUGGCGGCCUGCUGAAGUUCAAUCCUCAAGACAGAAUAAAUGUCGACAAGGCAUUGGACGACCCCGUGUUCGCAGAGAUGAGGGACCCGGUCAGGGAGACCCCAUCCGCGCACUUCAUCUCCCUCGACUUCGACCGGGAGCCGGACCUCGACGAGAGCAAGCUCCGGCAGUAUUUCAAGCUGGAGAUCCGCAAGUAUCAUCCUGAGCUGCAGGAAGAGGACAAGAUGAAGGCGGAGGCCACGCCGCCCGCCGUGGCGGCCAACGCUGCCGUCGACACGGCACCUGAGAAAAUCAGGGGCGCGUUGGCCGCCGCCAGCGACGGGGCCGACCCGGGCGAGGACUCGGGUGCCUCCAGGUGGCGGGCCAAGUACGGCUUCUACUUGCACUGCUUCGACGGUCUGCCGCCAAUCCUGUACCAGGUUAGGCAGAUCAAGCAGUUCUUCCCAGGGUCGCCCAUCUACAUCAUGAGCGACGGGGGGGAGGACUACAGCGAGCUCUGCAGGCAGUACGGGUGUCAGUUCGAGCUCUGCCCACCUGCAAACGACAGGUGGAACCCUUGGCCAUUUAUCCGCCGGUUCUACGACGCUACCGUCGCUCUGAAUUCGGAGUACGUUAUCAUGCUCGAGCCUGACAACACAAUACACGGAGGGGGUUACGUCACCUGUGUGGAGCGCUUACGAUCCCUAUGUGAACCGUAUACGACCCCUCUGCUAAUCGUGUACGAUGUCUGUGUGAAUCGUAUAAGGGGCCUCGUGUUAAUC
Messenger RNA from Prorocentrum cordatum, 2266 nucleotides. The record is from the annotation of a GenBank genome assembly. Lineage: Eukaryota; Dinophyceae; Prorocentrales; Prorocentraceae.